AUGGCGGACGGGGCGUAUGAGGCGGCGCUGCGGCUGUGGCAGGCGCUCCGGGACGAGGUCGACGACGAGAUGGUGGGCGUCAACAUGGCUGUGUGUCUGCUGUACACGGGCAACAUGGACAAGGGCCGCGAGGUGCUCGAGAGCAUGGCGGGCUCUGGCCGUUCCUCGCACACGCUGCUGUUCAACCUCAGCACCAUGUACGAGCUGUGCACGGAGAGGAACCGAGCGAUGAAGAUCAAGCUCACGGAGAAGCUGGCGGGGCUGGAUGCGACGGAGAGUGGGUGGGAGAAGACGAAUGCCGACUUUAAGCUCUGA
Messenger RNA from Verticillium alfalfae VaMs.102, 315 nucleotides. RefSeq lists its product as hypothetical. Bases 1 to 315 code for a protein of 104 amino acids. Gene Ontology annotation, cellular component: Golgi apparatus; TRAPP complex. The transcript is spliced from 2 exons. The record is from RefSeq and is a predicted model, not a curated record. Lineage: Eukaryota; Fungi; Ascomycota; Sordariomycetes; Glomerellales; Plectosphaerellaceae.